AUGCUCGUUAUCACGCUCGAUGCUAGGCUGAACGCUGAACUGGUCAAACAACAGAGAAGAGAAGAGCGAGACGCAGUCAGUAUGGAUUGGUUUGAUAUUGAUUGUUGUGUCGAAGAUGAUAGCUAUGAAAAUAAGCACAUCCAGCAUGUGCGACAAAAGUCUGCGGAAGCAUCAACAGCGGCUCGUCAAAAGGGCAACAAACUUUACACAAGUAAUCACCACGACAAGAAAAUGCACCUCGAGAUUCUGUCCCACUACUCUGAAAGUGUGGCUCUGGCUAAAAGUGGCUCCGAAGAACUGGCCCUAGCUUACUCCAACAGAUCAGCUUUGCUGCGGCAUUUGCGCAAAUACGAAGAAUGUCUAGUUGACAUUGAAAGGGCCCACCAGAUCACCAAGUCGGACGAGCUGAAGAUGAAGCUUCUGGUUCGAAAAAUGAAGUGUACGAACCUCAUGGACACUAGUACUGACGAGAAAGAUCACCCUUCGGUCGAUGACAACAAUGAAGUCAAAAGUAUCGAGUCUUACGCGGCCGGCGAGCGGUCCAAGACCAUCCCCUGCGCCUGUGACUGUGUCACUCUGGCCUACAAUAAAAAGUACGGGAGGCACUUGGUAGCCACCAAGGACAUAGAGCCAGGACAGGUUGUCAUCAUUGAGAAAAGCUCCGUUCAGUUUGCUAAGGGCGACAAGACCUACUUGGUUUGCUCCCACUGCUUGACGUUCGUGUGCAAUGGAAUACCUUGUGAAUCUUGUGCAGUGGCCAUGUACUGUUCGAAAAAGUGUAGGAAGGAAGCUUGGCUGCAGUAUCACGACGUCGAGUGUAUUGUUCUUCCUUUCCUCAUGUAUGCUGACUACAGGCAAGAGUACAAUUUGACGACGUUUAUGGCAGCAAUUCGAUUAUUCAUUAAAUCGGUUAAGAAGGAAGGUCUGGACACUAUAAUACAAGACGUACACGAGAUCAAUCGUCUGCAGAGUAAAGACGAGUUUUUACAGGGAUUCUUCGAUAAUGGUGUUUUCCAAAGUCAAAAAUUAAAAACUAUCUUAAAUUUGUCGUACAAUGAGCGUCCGAUAACGGAAAAAGAGAUCUUAACUAAAUUCAUAACCAACACUUUAGAGUUGCUUUCGAAUUUCACAAAUAUUUUCGACAGCAACAUCAGCUACAGCAGCCUAGAAUCAUUUAAUGAAACCAAAUUAUUCGUAGCAAACGAAAUAAUCUACAAAUUAGUACUCAUAUUGGACAGCAACAUUUACAAGCCAAUAAAAAAAGGAGAACAGCUAUUUAUUUCUUAUGGUGCUACAAUGAGUAUGAAAAAAAUUGACAGACAACAGAAGAUUAAACAAUCGCAUCACUUUAUCUGCGACUGCGUAGCAUGCAAAGAAAAUUGGUCAACAGACUUGAUGUCAAAUGUACUAAGUGACAAUUACAACAAGCUAAAACUAUUGUCAGAAUUUGAAAAAAUUGAUGGGAUAGAGGAGGUGCACGCUGUUCUUUCUGCAAAGAACGAUGAUAAAUUUGCCAACAAAUCAGUCACAAUUAACAUUAUUAAGAUGAUUCAAAUAGUUUAUGAGACUUUGACGGGCUACAAAGCUUGUUUACACUCAUUUCUCCUUCGGCCUUGGAUCACAAAGCACUACGAAAAAGUUUUGGGAGUGAAGAUCUUUGACAUACCUAGUGAUUGUUAA
Copidosoma floridanum is the source of this 1680-nucleotide messenger RNA. RefSeq names its product protein-lysine N-methyltransferase SMYD4-like. Gene Ontology annotation, cellular component: nucleus; cytoplasm. Gene Ontology annotation, molecular function: histone deacetylase binding. The record is from RefSeq and is a predicted model, not a curated record. NCBI's taxonomy places the organism in Eukaryota, Metazoa, Arthropoda, Insecta, Hymenoptera, Encyrtidae.